This is a messenger RNA of Arvicola amphibius (Eurasian water vole), 564 nucleotides long. It is a transcript of the gene Rnase12, whose product is annotated as ribonuclease A family member 12 (inactive). The coding region runs from base 127 to 564 and encodes 145 amino acids. NCBI's taxonomy places the organism in Eukaryota, Metazoa, Chordata, Mammalia, Rodentia, Cricetidae. Gene Ontology annotation, molecular function: nucleic acid binding. The transcript has 2 exons. The record is from RefSeq and is a predicted model, not a curated record.
CGGCCACGCUACCCGACAACACUGGGAGCUGCAUUCUCCGUACUUCUCCUUCUCUCCCUCCACGGCGCACAAAUUCCGGUUUUAUCAGGAGUUAAAGCCAGAGACGUCAAGGGGCUCUUGCCCUUGAUGGUGCUAAUGGUGAUUGUCUUCUUGCUGCUCCUGCUCUGGGAAAAUGAGUUGACUGAGAACGUCAUGCUGACAUCCAUAGAGCAUUUACACGUGGACUACCCUCAGAACACGGUCCCCCUGCGGUACUGCAACUAUAUGAUCCUACAGAGAGUCAUCCGGGAACCUGACCACACGUGCAAAAAGCUUCACGUCUUCAUCCACGAGAGGCCACAGAAAAUCAACAGCGUCUGCACAUCCUCCAAGAAGAAGAGCUGCCCAAACUACUCGGAGAUUUUCUGCUUCCAGAGUGAGACGAGAUUCAGAAUGACAGUCUGUCAGCUCAUUGACGGCACCAGAUACCCCGCCUGCAGGUACCACAUCUCCCCUAUAGAGGGGUUCAUCCUUGUCACCUGUGAUGACUUAGGACCAGUUAAUUUUCAGGGGUACAUUGAAUGA